Messenger RNA from Mollisia scopiformis, 315 nucleotides. RefSeq lists its product as uncharacterized. Gene Ontology annotation, molecular function: nucleic acid binding. The annotation marks the transcript as partial. The record is from RefSeq and is a predicted model, not a curated record. The transcript has a single exon. NCBI's taxonomy places the organism in Eukaryota, Fungi, Ascomycota, Leotiomycetes, Helotiales, Mollisiaceae.
GAGUAUAUCUUCAUGGAAGACGGGUCUAAGGUGCAUAAAGGGCAUGCCAAAUUACCUAGACUACAGCACAAUAUCCGAGGGUUUAAUUGGCCUCCUUCUUCACCAGAUUUGAACCCUAUUGAGAAGGUCUGGAGGUGGAUAAAGGAGGAAUUGAAAAACUUGGACUAUGUGCCCAAAAAUAAGGUGGAUUUGAAGAGGGAGUUGCAAAAGCUAUGGGACCAAGUUGACCCACGUGACUUUCGCCACUACACUAAGCAAUUGACUUGUAAGAUUGAGGAUGUAAUUAAGUACAAGGGUAUGGCUACUAUUAAUUAA